AGCUGUCAAGUCGGGUCGCGGUAGCCGCCGCGGACCUUGGGACGGGCCAAUAGCCAGCGUGUGUGCAGACAGUGAGCAGGUGGGACACGACCGGAAAAGGGGGCCGGCGCGGACGGGUUUCUAUUUACGUUUUUCCUCCGAUUCAUUGUAGCGAAAUCGGCGCAACGGCGAAACACACAGCCGCCUCAUCGGUCGCACAGAAAACCCGCUCAAGGCAGCAGUAGCAGUAGGAGCCAGCAGUAGCACAACAACACCAGCGCCAAGCGACGGUACAAUAAUAAUUCCGGAAGAGCGACGGAAAGUGUUUAUGUAUGUGUGUGUGUGUGUGUGUGUGGAUGUGUACACGCGCUGAUUGACGUGUGUUGUUUACUGUUUACGGAACGGCCUAGUGGUGGCGACAGCGACGUCCUCCGACCGGGAUUGGCACACUGAGCGCGUCCGUGUCCGUGUUUUCCCUUUCCCCCAAGUGUUUCCCUCCUUCGAAGCUGGAACCGGAGCGUCGCAAAUUCGCAAACCCCGUUAGUCCGCCGUUCGGAUAUAGAGGGUGCUGGUAGAAGAAGGGGGCCACCUUGAACUACCCCGAGCACAUCCGGCGCAACGUCGCAGGGCUGCUGCUGCUGCUCCCCGCAACACACGAAAGGGAUUUGGGACUGUAAGUGUCUCCCUGUAUGUGUGUGUGUGUGUAUAUGGUCGUGUAAAUGUGUGUGUGUGUGUUUGCAACUCGGCCUCACUGAUAACGACGCAGCAAACGCGUGUCGCGCGCUCCUACAUUAGAGUGUGUCAAGUGGCCGGCGCUGAUAGGCCAGCAUCCAUCCGAAGUAGGUGCGCGGCAGCCAUCCCCACAACCUCACUACUUCACCACCGUGACGUGCGACGGUCCGUGUUUUUUUAUUGCUAAAUUGGCCAACCAGUUCCUCUAGGCUCUCUAACACCCCCCGCACCAUCACCCCUUGGCCCGGAUCCGGCGGCAACGGCACAAAAGGAUAAAAAAGCGAUCCACACACACACACGGACACGGGAACAGGUUUUGGGAGCAGCGAAUCUGACCCCACAAUUGGCGCAGUUGCUUGCUUGCCGUCCAGGCUCGAUGCGCAGCGAACCGUCCGGCCACGGGAAAGCAGUGUGCCCCGAUCGCACCUGACGAUGCUGUGAAGCUGUUCCGGUCUGCUACACGUACUGCGGCCCCCGGGGGUGGGGACACCUUGAGCGGAGUGCUUGAGUGCUUUGGGCUUGCGAAUUUACAUAACAGUGCAUGCGUGCCACCACGCUCAGCGGCGAAUUGCUUCCCGUCCGUCCGCACACUGGCAGUAACGGCAUCUGGACAGCAACGGAUGCGGUGCGAGAAAUGUCUACGAACAAUCGACAAGCGUCGGAACCGGUGCCGCCGGUUCGGCCCACCAACCUUAACAACCGGGACGUCGUGGUGACCAGCCUGAUUGCCGGCGCGACGGCCGGUGCGUUGGCCAAAACCACCAUCGCUCCGCUCGACCGAACAAAGAUCAACUUUCAAAUCAACAAGGACGUCCCGUACACGUUCCGGGCAGCGCUCGGGUUCCUGCGAAACACGUACGUUCGCGAAGGAUUCCUGGCCCUGUGGCGGGGCAAUUCGGCCACGAUGGCGCGCAUCAUCCCAUACUCGGCUAUCCAGUUUACAGCCCACGAGCAAUGGAAGAAGAUACUGCAGGUCGAUCUGCACGCGGACACGGAAGUACGCCGCUUCCUCGCAGGGUCGCUGGCCGGCAUCACGUCCCAGUCGCUGACGUACCCGCUCGAUCUGGCCCGGGCCCGCAUGGCGGUGACGGACAAGUACUCCGGCUACAAGACGCUGCGCGAAGUGUUCGUGAAAAUUUGGCAGUGCGAAGGGCCGCGCACACUGUACCGCGGCUACUGGGCGACCAUACUGGGCGUAAUACCGUACGCCGGCACAUCGUUCUUCACCUACGACACGCUGAAAAAUGAGUACUACAAAAGGACGGGAGACAAAUCUCCCAACACUGUGAUAUCGCUCACGUUCGGUGCGGUAGCGGGCGUGAUCGGCCAGUCAUCCAGCUACCCGCUGGACAUUGUGCGGCGACGAAUGCAAACCACCGGUGUAACGGCUCAAUGCGCCGACCAGUACCUUACCAUUGGCCGGACGUUGAUAAAAAUAUACAGGCAUGAAGGGCUCGUCAAGGGCUUCUACAAGGGUCUGAGCAUGAACUGGAUCAAGGGCCCGAUCGCUGUCGGCAUCAGCUUCGCGACGUACGACCACAUCAAGCAUCUGCUCCGCGACAUCAUACACAUCCGGAGCGGGGACGGCCAGGCACGGUAAUAGUCUGUGGCCGGCACGCUGAGCGGGUGGGGCUGCUGCAGGCGAAAACUGUCCCUUCGAAUUCGUUUUCGAAUAUCCUUAAGCUAGGCAGAGAUUACCGCAGGCAAGCGGAAAGGGAGAGAGAGAGAGAGCACCCGCCCCUUUUAAAAAGGACAACACGACAAUAAGAAGAAAAUUCCCCCGCCGUAUCACCCCGCCAGUAAGCCCCACAUCCCUCGCAUCCUUUUCUCCCGACAGCACAGGCUGUGUGUGUUUGUGUGUGAGUGUGUACAUGAAAGCGUGCGAGUGUGUGUGCGUGUGUGUGCGUAUUGUACGAAUCGUCAAUCGGAUAAGUGCCAUUAGCUGGUUUUACCUAUCGCUUUUUUCCUGUUUUUUUUUUAAACGAAGCGAAGGUACAACGGGCUGUCGUCAUUGUUUUUUUUUACAUUUUUUGUUCCCAGGCCAGCACAUUACGAAACCAUUGCACAAAAGAGUAACAUGUACUAUUUUAGGUGUAAACGAAUCUAUAUACGUUAUUUAGUCACUUGCCCACGUUUGAGGAGAUGGGGAGGGUGGGAGGGGCGCAAAUCCAAUAGAGUGGGCUACAGAAACAAACUAAAACGAAGAGGCAGAAUCGGCGUUUUAGUGCCGUACCACGGUCAGACCUGUGCUACGCCAGAAAUGGGCACCGAGCGGGCGGGUUGUGUUUAGGCGCGGUGUCUCUUUCAAAAAGAUGAUGCGAGAAAUAAAGCUAACCAGAGUCAAUAUGCCUUUAGUGCCGGGCGCGGGCCUUUGC
Molecule: messenger RNA, 3086 nt
Organism: Anopheles coluzzii
Lineage: Eukaryota; Metazoa; Arthropoda; Insecta; Diptera; Culicidae
Gene: DPCoAC
Product: mitochondrial coenzyme A transporter SLC25A42
Exons: 8
Coding region: 1253-2311 (352 amino acids)
Biological process (GO): transmembrane transport
Cellular component (GO): mitochondrial inner membrane
Source: RefSeq, a predicted model, not a curated record